GUACCGGUAAGGCCUCGAGAGUAUAAAACCUGACGCAAGCCAUCAUUCUGCCUCUCAGCUCAUUCACACCAACUGGCCUAAACACCACCACGGCGUUGAGGACUAGCAUUUUACCUGCAAACUUCAUGUGAGAAAAUCUUCACCGAAUACAACCACCACGAUGCCUUCUGCUACAAAAAUCAUCAAUUUUUCACCCGGACCAGCUAAACUCCCCGAAGAGGUAUUGGAACAUGCACAGAAAGAAAUGAUCAGCUACAAGAAUACUGGAAUCAGCGUCAUGGAACUGAGCCACAGAUCUUCUGACUUCUUGAAGAUCAUCGACCAAGCUGAGAAAGAUCUUCGGGAUUUGCUCCGUAUCCCUGACAACUACAAGGUGCUGUUCCUGCAAGGUGGUGGCACUGGACAGUUCUCUGCUGUUCCCUUGAACCUCAUCAAGAGGAAUGAAAGUGGGGCAGCAGACUAUAUCGUCACAGGGAGCUGGUCAGCCAAAGCUGCCAAGGAGGCCGAGAAAUUUGGAAAAAUCAACCGGGUUCUGCCGAAAACAGACAAAUAUACAGUUAUUCCUGACCAGUCUCAAUGGAAGCUGAAUCCAGAUGCUUCUUUUGUCUAUUACUGUGCCAACGAAACAAUUCAUGGUGUUGAGUUCCAGUUCGUCCCAGAGACACAUGGUGUCCCGCUAGUCUGUGAUAUGUCUUCAAAUAUUCUUUCAAGACAUGUGGAUGUUUCCAAGUUUGGUGUGAUAUUUGCUGGGGCACAGAAGAACAUCGGCUGUGCAGGUGUUACCCUUGUCAUCAUCCGCGAAGACCUCAUCGGUCAUGCAAUGCCCACCUGUCCCGUCAUCUUCGACUACAAGACACAAGUCGGCAACAACUCCCUCUACAAUACUCCUCCCACCUACAGCAUCUAUAUCAUGGGGCUCGUCUUUGAAUGGAUUCAGAAACAAGGAGGUGUUGAGAAGAUGGAGAAGAAUGCAGUUGCCAAGUCAACAGCAGUUUAUGAUCUCAUCAACCAGUCAAACGGUUUCUUCAACUGCCCAUUAGAUACGAAAUGUCGGAGUCGUAUGAAUAUUCCAGUCCGUAUCGGUUCCAUGGAGGGAGUUGAAGCUCUGGAGAAGAAGUUCAUUGAGGAAGCAACAGAAAAUGGUCUCGUCUCACUUAAAGGUCAUAGAUCUGUAGGGGGUCUGCGAAUUUCACUCUACAAUGCUGUCAAGGUGGACGAGGCGCUAGUCCUUGUGAAUUUCAUGAAGAAGUUCCAGCAGGAACACCAGUCAUGAACAAAGAUUUGUCUGUACCAUGUCCACUAGAAGCAAUCUGUAUAUGUAUUUCGGAUAAACCUGCCAACUAAACACACUCAUUAAAAUGGGGAGGUGCAAUGUAGGGGAUGAUUGUUAACUCAGUUUAAGGUCACGGUACAAGACUGAUAUACAAAUGUCCUUUCAAUUUCUGUGAUGAUAUCAUACAUGCACAAAAUAGUUUUUAAAGCCAUUAGAUCUGAAUUCUGAUGUUUUAGGUGUUCAAUAAUAUUUAUUGAACUUUUAUUAUCCUGAUUGUUUGUUGAGAAUUGUCUCCCUUGCGAAGGGUGGGUAACUCUAAGGCUGCUAUUUGGUCCAGGGGUUGUCUCCCUUGUCAAGGGCAAGUAACUCUUUUAAUAUUGUAAAGACAGUGACACAAAGAUAUGAAGUACCACAAGGACGGUCAUACAUCACACAUGUGACUGUAAAUAUAUUUUCAUCUCUAAAAUAAGGAUACCAUAUGGCCAGUAUGUGUAUCCUGUUCUGUCCAUGUAAAUAGUGUAUAGACUGCUUAACACACUGUAUUGGUACUAUGUACUAUGAUAUUUGUAAAUAUUGACUGUUCUUUCAUUCUGUUGAAUUGAAAGUUUCUUCAUUUAUUGAAGAUGUCCUGUAAAUAAAGUAUUGGAACUCAA
Molecule: messenger RNA, 1926 nt
Organism: Haliotis rubra (blacklip abalone)
Lineage: Eukaryota; Metazoa; Mollusca; Gastropoda; Lepetellida; Haliotidae
Product: phosphoserine aminotransferase-like
Exons: 10
Coding region: 161-1273 (370 amino acids)
Biological process (GO): L-serine biosynthetic process
Cellular component (GO): cytoplasm
Molecular function (GO): O-phospho-L-serine:2-oxoglutarate transaminase activity; pyridoxal phosphate binding
Source: RefSeq, a predicted model, not a curated record